UUAGAGAGAAGAUAAAAGGAGAAAGGAAUCCCCGGAAUAUCCAUUCUCAGAUUUCAGGCCGGUCACUGUCGGUCAUUUAGUGAGGCCUCCCCUAGUUGCAGUCUCAGCUGUGGCAGGGUGAGGAGAUGGCUUCUCCCUCUAGACAGCACCCCCUCGGAGGGUCAGGACUGCUUCAAGGGAGCCGGGCUCGUUCUUAUGGUAGCCUGGUUCAAUCGUCCUGCUCCCCAGUGAGGGGAAAACGCCUGGAACAUCAGUUGGAGCCUGGAGACACCCUGGCUGGCCUAGCACUCAAAUAUGGGGUGACGAUGGAACAGAUUAAGCGUGCAAACCGCCUUUAUACUAAUGACUCCAUCUUCCUGAAGAAAACCCUCUACAUCCCCAUCCUGACAGAGCCCAGAGACCUGUUCAAUGGUUUGGAUUCUGAGGAAGAGAAAGAUGGAGAGGAAGAGGUACACCCAAGUAAGGAUGAAGCUUGGCCACAGUCAGCUGAGAGGAAGAAACAAGAGACAGGUUCAGGACGUGCCAAUGGUGAAGUACUCCCCACGCCUGGCCAGGAACCCUCCACUCCCAUCCAUGACCUCUCUGCCUCUGAUUUUCUUAAGAAGCUUGAUUCACAGAUCAGCUUGUCAAAGAAGGCUGCUGCCCAGAAGCUGAAAAAAGGGGAAAUCGGGGUACCUGGGGAGGAUGCAGGUCUCCACCUGAGCUCCCCUCGGAUGCAGCAACGAGCAGUCCUAGGUCCUGUGCCGCUGACCCGGACCUCUCGAACCCGGACACUACGGGACCAAGAGGAUGAAAUCUUCAAACUCUGAUAUCUCCAGGACUGAUUAAGAAGUAAAAUGUUGAAGAACAACAUGAGGGGGAGAGGAGCCUGAGGUGAGGCUCAAGAACAUGGUUUCCCAGCCUGCCUACCUGUACUCCAGCCAUCUUCCCCAGCCUCCUUGUCCAUCAAGAAUUCUGUGGCCUGGGGCAGUUUUAUUGGCAAGAGUAGGGGAUGGAGCCUAGACCCCUUCCCAGUUCUUGGGCUGAAUCCAGAGUUGUCUUUUAGAUUCAAAAGGCUAUUUUUACAUCCCUGCUGCCUUUACUAUCCCUUUCACCAUUUCCUGGGCUUAGAGCAGGGAAGCAGGAACUCCUCCUCAACUUCCUCCUCAUCCCCAACUACAUUACCUAAUUCAUUUGGUGCUAUAUAUAUUGAAAUAAUAUUUAUUUGCUGUAUCUUAUUCUUCUCACUCUUAGUUGAAAAAUGGGAUUUCUAUAGCCCUGAGUUGAGGCGAACCCAGGAAAAGUGAGCCAGUAACUGCUGGUUCCCCACCAUCCCCACCUCCUUAGCCAAGCAUGUUAUUGAGGAUGGAGCAAUUAGCGAUUUAGCCCCACUGCAGAGAAUGGUAGACUGUGCCAGGCCUUUUCUCCAAUCUCAGAGUAAAUGAUUUGGGCUCAGUCUUUACUAAACAAUUCCUUAUAACUUUUGGACAACUCUUGCUCUGAGAAAAAGCAGCAAUGUAGGGACCUGAACUCUCCAUUCUACCAGUUCACCCUUCUAACCUGUUCCUCUGCUCAGCCUGUGGUGGGGCUAAGGGAUGGAAGGAUUGCCUUGGGAGUUUGAAGAGGAGGACAGUUGUUCUCACAACUCUGCUGUACUCUCUCCCCACCAGAGCCUAUCUAUGUAUGCCUUGCUCCUUACUGUAUAUUUAUUUGCAAUUUGUAGCACUGAUCUAUGGUACAGUUUUUUUGUUUGUUUGUCUCUUAAACAGAAGAAGUAGGCAAGGGAACCUCCAUGAUACUGGAAAUAUGCCUCAGUCUCCUGUAUGGAAGUGGUGAGAGGUGAGAUAAGUAGUGUUUAUACACCUUCUUGCCUCUGUGAUGAUCAUAAGGUCUAAGAAGCUGGAGAGAUUAAACAUUGAGCCCUGUG
Cynocephalus volans (Philippine flying lemur) is the source of this 1906-nucleotide messenger RNA. It is a transcript of the gene LYSMD1, whose product is annotated as LysM domain containing 1. NCBI's taxonomy places the organism in Eukaryota, Metazoa, Chordata, Mammalia, Dermoptera, Cynocephalidae. The coding region runs from base 126 to 809 and encodes 227 amino acids. The record is from RefSeq and is a predicted model, not a curated record. The transcript has 3 exons.